Molecule: messenger RNA, 2132 nt
Organism: Dromaius novaehollandiae (emu)
Lineage: Eukaryota; Metazoa; Chordata; Aves; Casuariiformes; Dromaiidae
Gene: DNASE2B
Product: deoxyribonuclease 2 beta
Exons: 7
Coding region: 277-1365 (362 amino acids)
Biological process (GO): apoptotic DNA fragmentation
Molecular function (GO): deoxyribonuclease II activity
Source: RefSeq, a predicted model, not a curated record
CGGGCAGGUUGUUUUGUAAGUGGGCAGAGCUUUCCAACAGAAAAUGAAAAUAGCUGUUGUGUUCUUGGCAGUUUUUGUGUUUUAUUACCCCAUUUAUGCGUGUUGUGAUUCCCAAGGGAGAGAAGAAAUUAAAAAAAGACCAAGCUGGACUCGUUGAAAAUGUUUUGUCACAGUUUUUUUACAGUGCUGAUCUCUCACAAAAGGAAUCGAAAGUGAGCCUGAGCAGCAAAAUUCAGAAUCUGCCCUGUGCGCUCUCUGUGCAGUUGACACACCAAAAUGACUGCAGGAGCUGUAUGGUGUCACUUUGUUUUGCUAUUACUUCUUUGCACCACAGCCCUGUGGACAGCUGAAAUUUCCUGCAGAAAUGAAGGUGGAGAGACAGUUGACUGGUUUCUUCUUUACAAAUUACCAAAACAUACAGAAAGCGAGAAUGCUGGGUUGGGACUGGAAUACAUGUACAUGGACUCCCUGACUCAUGCGUGGCAACUCAGUAAAUAUCUAGUCAAUAUGACACAGAGUGCUCUGGGGCAAACACUGAAACAACUUUAUGAAACUUAUGAAUCCAAGAACAACAGCAUUGCCUAUGCAAUAUAUAAUGAUGAGAUCCCUCAUUCAAAGUCCUACAACUGGAAAAAAGGACAUACCAAAGGAUUUCUGCUCUUGGACAAAUCACAAGGCUUCUGGGGAAUUCACAGUGUGCCUCUGUUCCCUCCUUUUCUUGAGGACGGUUAUGCGUAUCCACCUACUGGGAAGCCAUAUGGACAGGUAGCCAUCUGUAUAACCUUCAAGUAUGACCAGUUUACAGAAAUAGACCAACAGUUGCUGAGUUAUAAUCCAAGCAUCUACAACUGUUCCAUCCCUAACAUCUUCCAAGCUGACCUCCCAAAUCUGCAAAAGCUCUGUGCAGGGUCUAAGCUGCCCUCAGCCCCACAGCGUCACCUCUCCAAACUCCAGUCAGCUCGUGGGGAAACCUUUCUUCACUUUGCUAAGUCACACUUGUUUGUGGAUGAUAUCUAUGUGGCAUGGGUAGCUCAAGAAUUGAAAACAGAUUUGUUGGCUGAAUCCUGGCAGCAUUCCGGUCACAGACUCCCCUCAAAUUGCUCUCUCCAGUACCACGUCUACAACAUACACUUAAUAGGGACACCACUGAAUUUAACUUUUUAUUCCAGUAAUGAUCAUUCCAAAUGGUGUGUUUCAAGGAUCUAUGAAGAUCAGUGGACCUGCAUCGGAGACCUUAACCGCGCUGCUGAGCAAGCUUGGAGAAGUGGUGGGUUCAUUUGUACGCAGAACCAAUACAUUUACAAAGCUUUCAGACACUUGGUAAUCCACUAUGAAAGUUGUAAUGAUUCUCCCACAUGGAUAUGAAUGAACCAUUCCUCCCAAAUAGCAUAGCCCUUCAUUACAUAAAGGGUGCAGGAGAUGUCUGCUUUAAACUAAGUUUUCACUCUGAAAAAUGGCCCAGUGAGUUGCCAGAUGGAUUAGGCCUUUACCUUCUUAGCUACAAAAACAGUUGCAUUGCAGGUAAAAUAUUGUUUCUCCCUCAUUGCCAGAUCAGCAUGCUCUGCCUGAGCUCUGAGUCUCUGCUCUUUCCUUGUCUUCUCUCACCAUCAGUAACUAAGAUUGUGGUGCACAGACUGGGUCCUCAGUGACACUGUGACAAAGCACAUUGCUUUAAAUGAUUGUGCACAGAUGUCCUCAAGUGGAACUUGGUAAAUGAUGUUGGACAUGGGAUGUGAGGAAGAACAAAAAUCUAUCUUGUUAGUUAGGUUGUUUGAGGUUUACAGUUAACAGGAGAAAAAUACCCCCCAAAUGCCUUCAAAAUUGCUACAUGGCCCAGGUGCUACUGAGAUCAGUCACUGCUUUUCUACUGAGUUUGGGGGGAAACUGGACUGAAUCUCUUAAAGAACAGACGUAACUGAAUAUCAACAGGAAGACAAGCAGGUCUGUGGACAGAAAGGCUUAAUUUUCACAUGAUUAAUUUUUAGGGAAGAAAUGAGCUUUAAACAAUGUGUAACCAAUAGCUUGGUGUAUUUCUAGUGCUUUUAUUCAUGUAUUGUAACCAUAUCAACAAAUAAAUAUGUCCAAAAUAUGAGUGACCAAAAUAAAUUAAGAGGGAAAUGGUCUGGUUUACA